AUGAUCGUUCAGGUAAGCGCAUUCUUUUUCUUCUUCUUCUUCUUCUUCUUCUUCGCUGGAGUGAGUAUCGAUCGAUUCUAUCAGGUGCUACUCAAGGAGCGGAUCAAUGAGUUUGAUUUCCGGGAAUGGACGGUUUCGGUGGCUUGCGGUCUCGGAUCCCAGCGACUGCGCUGGCUCGCGCAUGCGGCGUGUGCGCGCAUGGCCUACAACACAGGCAAGCGAGAAUUUGGGAAGAAUGCUUCGUUAUUCAUGGAUUUCUUCCCUCUCUCAGGUGAUGUCCCUGCGAAAUAUGUGCCUCAAGCUGUGCGAUCCAUGGGAGGAGAGGUGUUUCACCCCGACUUGAUUAUCAACAAGACUCUACAAGAUGGUGCUCAAGUGGAAGUCGAAUGCUCAAGAGGGCCCGAGUCCUUCACUGUUUACUACGAGGGAAAGCCAGCUCCGGUCAUCAAGGAUUUCUUUCCCAAAAAACAAGAAGAAGAAGAUAAAAAACCAGAAGAACUAGAACAGCUUACUAAAACUCCUUCAGAAACUGCUCAAGGUCAACCUCCUCCUACCGAAGCCCCACCUGCACAAACAACAGAAACUCCACUGGCCCCAGCUGUGGACAGCGAGGGAAAUCCUCUUCCUAUGGAACCUCCACCUCCCCUUCCUCCGCCUGAUAAGAGAGUCGUAUGGGCCAACACUGUUCUAGACUCCAUAGACUGGACGAAGUAUCCUGUUGCCGGAGAUCUUAACAUCAAUUAUGAGACUUGGGAAAAGGACUGUGGAAUCGUGCAAUCGGUCUUAAUCUGGUACUGUGCCAAAGGCGAUGAGAUCGAGGACAAGGAUUUUGGAGUACUCAAUUGUGAGCAAUUUCGAGAAAUAUUUGUUGAUACAAAGCUGUGUAUUGAUCAAGCUGGUGAGGAUGUGGUCGAUAGUUGUUUCGAUGACGGUUUAAAAGCUACGAACUGCCCAUCAGCUUAUCAGCUUUCACUUGUGGAGUUUAUUCCCGCACUCGUCCAAUUUGCCUCAUCCUCGUUAUUCGAACCAUUUGUACCAGAGCGCGAUAGACAACAUCUAUCAACAAGGGUAGCUUCAUAAGGCACAUUAUAGCUAGAAAAUGGCUCGUCUUCACAGGUCACGCAUCUCAUUCGCAAUUUCUUAGCACGGACCUUGAGCGAGCAAAUCUCAGCGGGGCUUAAAGAACUGCACAAGGCAGCCAA
Molecule: messenger RNA, 1202 nt
Organism: Selaginella moellendorffii
Lineage: Eukaryota; Viridiplantae; Streptophyta; Lycopodiopsida; Selaginellales; Selaginellaceae
Exons: 10
Coding region: 1-1080 (359 amino acids)
Source: RefSeq, a predicted model, not a curated record